AUGAAAAUAAAAUUGCCACGGGACCGAUUUCCGUCAACGUCUUCUAAUGAAGACCUUGAUACUAGUAAUGAUUGGGGGGACGUUCGUCCACUGGCGAUGAUGCCCCGACUGCCCCCACCUCAUCCACCUCAAAGUAUCGUCGUGGGGGCAGUAAGGAAGAGAAGAGGUAACCUCCCAAAGAAUUCUGUCCGUAUCUUAAAGAGGUGGUUAUAUGAACACCGGUACAAUGCGUAUCCAAGUGAUACUGAGAAGUUUGCUCUUAGUCAAGAGGCAAAUUUGACAGUUUUGCAGGUAUGCAACUGGUUUAUAAACGCACGUCGGCGUAUUUUACCCGAAAUGAUAAGACGCGAAGGUCAUGACCCUUUACACUAUACGAUAUCACGAAGAGGUCGCAAACAGCUUCACAGCAUGGGACCAAUUGUGGGGCCUAUGGGACCCAUGGUGGGAUAUCCUUCUACUUCGGGGUUCGGCAUUCCACCUGGUAAUAUUAUGGUACCUUGGAAUGGAGUGGAAGUUCAGAAUAUCAUCGAUCCGAGUCGUCCAAACGAUUAUGGAGACGGUCUUUUGGUAUACCGCGAUGAACCAGAGCUGGGAGAUGGCGAGGAAGACUACUCCAGUACCAUUAGUGAGGAAGAGGUGAAAUACGACCCGUCAGUGUGGCAAAGCGUAAUACGCUAUGGCCCCGAGGACAGGGAUUUGAAGGUUGACAAGAGUCCAGUAGUAAUGGCAGUAACUACUGAUGAUGUACCAGAGCUGAGUGAGAGUACGGUUUGGACCCAGCUCACUCCGAUACAACCUCGUCGGCAGGUGAGCCCUCCACCGCCACCUGUUGCCGUGGAACUAGAAGUUGCUACCACUGAUAUGUGGUGUCACACUUAG
Pieris macdunnoughi is the source of this 879-nucleotide messenger RNA. The record is from the annotation of a GenBank genome assembly. Lineage: Eukaryota; Metazoa; Arthropoda; Insecta; Lepidoptera; Pieridae.